AUGGAGAAUUUGCGAAGACCGUUUGAUAGAUCCAAAGAACCGAUUUUGAAGAGACCUAGAUUAAUGAAAGAUCCGGACCGUGCUUCGAAUUCGAGUGGUCCGAUGAUUCCACAGAGACAACAGCAAGUUACUUCUGCUUCACGGUUCAGACAAAAUGAUAGAGACGUGGAGAAUGAUGACGGUGGUUACCAGCCUCAGCCGCUGCCGUUUCAGGAGCUGGUGGCGCAGUAUAAGAGUGCGCUUGCAGAGCUGACUUUCAAUUCGAAACUGAUAAUUAACAACCUGACUAGAAUUGCGGAUGAAAAUCGAGCUGCUGAGAAGGCUGUUGCUGCUACUAUAUGUGCUAACAUUCUAGAGGUUCCUAGUGAACAAAAGCUGCCAUCUCUUUAUCUCUUGGACAGUAUUGUUAAGAAUAUUGGGCGGGAUUACAUAAAAUACUUUGCUGCCAAACUACCCGAGGUGUUCUGCAAGGCAUACAGACAGGUUGAUCCUCCUGCCCGUCAAAGUAUGAAACAUCUUUUUGGAACUUGGAAAGGAGUCUUUCCUCCUCAGACCCUUCAGGCUAUAGAUAAAGAACUAGGCUUCACUCCAGCAGUCAAUGGUUCGUCUUCAGCAUCUGCUACACUCAGGAGUGAUUCACAGGCACAUCAUCCACCUCAUAGUAUACAUGUUAAUCCCAAGUAUUUUGAAAGACAGCGUGUUCAGGAGUCCAGCAGGACUAAAGGAGUUGUUGUUGAUAUGACUGGAGUAAUUGCAAUCUCAAAUGAUGACCAUGUUGCUGUUAACAUCUACUUAUGGCUAAGUAAUCAACACACUCAUAGAGACCCGUUUGAUGAUCCUGUUCCAGAAAAGAGCGCAUCCUAUGGAGGCAGUGAACAUGGUUCCAAUCUCUCAAGGAAUAUGGGCAUGGGUAUUGGCAGAACUGCUGGCAGCGUAACCGAGUUAGGACACAGAAAUUUGUACAACAAAGCUGGUGCCGGUGUUUCAGGGACCAUAUCUGGGCAAAGAAAUGGUGUUGGCCUCAAGCAUAGUUUUUCAAAUACAGAAGCUACUACUAUUUCAGAUGCACAGCAUCAUCCAACACGAAACAUUACUGGCAUAAAGAGAAAUGUGAUGUCAAGUAGCUGGAAAAAUUCCGAGGAAGAGGAGUACAUGUGGGACGAGAUGCACACUGGAUUGACUAGUCAUGGUGUCCGUACCAACUUGGGCAACGAUGCUUGGACUGCUGAUGAUGAGAAUUUGAACGCUGAAGAUAACCACCACCAAAUCAGAAAUGUUUUUAGGACAAAUGUUGAUAGAGAAAUGACCAAUAAAUCUCAAGCCACUCAAAAGAAACAAUUUCGGCAUCAUCCAUCAUUAUCGUGGAAAUUACAGGACCAGCAAUCAAUUGAUGAAUUGGAUAAGGAACUGGGUCACUCAGAUGGAUGCAUCCCAAUGUCUGGUUCCUUACUAGGCAAUGCAAACUCUUCUGCUGUCAGGAUGGGGAAUCGUGCUUUCCUGCCCAAUGCAAGAAUUGGGGGACAGCAAUUUCAUUCUGUAGGAUCUGAAUCCACUUCUGGGCAGUCACCUUUGCAACAACGCUCUCCCUCGCCACCAAGUAUUGACCACACUUGUCUAAUGGAAAAUUUUGAUAAACAAGACCAUCCCCGCACUCGUAAAACAUCUCAUUUUUUGGGAGGUAUGCAAAGCCAAUAUAUUGAAGAUUCUUCACCCACCCUUUCUCCUAAUAUUCCGGUUGGAGACUUGCAAAGAUCAUCACAGGUAAAAGACUUGCGGGGUCCAUUACCUUCAGCGAGUUUUCAGUCAAGGUAUCAACAACAACUGAGGUCUGCUCACACUGAAGUAAGUGUUAAGAAUGAGAAGCCACCCUUGUCCAAUGUUUCUCUAGCCCGAGAAACCUCAGAGCAGGCAGCCACAAGUCAUACAGAAGUUGCAAGUGUGAAGAGAAGAAUAUCAUCCAACAUGCCAAUUAGUAGUAGUCUUCCAUCUCUAUUAGGGUCUCGGCCUUCUCAAUCAGGCGGUUCUUCCCCUGCCACAUUAUUUUCUUCAGUGUCUACAAAUGCUUCUCCAUCUUCACCUGCUUUGCCAAAAAGACCUCAAAGAAAGGCUGAACAAUCAAUACGGACGUUUACUCUACCACCGGCUUCCUCGAAUGUUAGCAGUGCCUCAGCCCAGACAUCAGGUGCCACAAAUAAAACCUCAAAUCCACUUGCAAGCCUUUUAAGCUCAUUAGUUGAAAAGGGUUUGAUAUCCACUGAAACUGAGACACCGGCUGAGGUACCAUCUGAGGUGGUGGCUCGAUUGGAAGAUCACUGCGACAGCUUUAGUACAAGUAGCUCUAUGCCUGUUGCUUCAUUGUCCGGUUCUGCAGUUGUCCCUGUCCCUUCUAUCAAAGAUGAGUUAGAUGAUACUGCAAAAACACCUAUGACCUUAUCUGAAUCAACCAACACAGAUAUUAGAAAUGUCAUUGGCUUUGAGUUUAAGCCUAAUGUAAUCAGAAAAUUGCAUCCAUCUGUAAUUAGUGGAUUAUUUGAUGAUUUUCCACAUCAUUGCAGCAUUUGUGGCCUUAAGCUCAAAUUCCAAGAACAGUUUAAUAGACACUUGGAGUGGCACGCCACGAGAGAAAGAGAACACAGUGGUUUAACUAUGGCCUCAAGAUGGUAUCUGAAGUCAACUGACUGGGUUGCUGGCCAAGCUGAAUAUUCAUCUGAAAAUGAGUUUACUGAUUCUGUAGAUUCACACGACAAGGAAACAGACAAAAGUCAAGAGGAUGCAAUGGUUCUAGCAGAUGAAAACCAAUGCUUAUGUGUGUUGUGUGGCGAGCUAUUUGAAGAUGUUUACUGUCAGGAAAAUAGCGAAUGGAUGUUCAAAGGGGCUGUUUACGUGACUAACUCUGAUAGCGAUACUGAGACGGGAAUCAAAGAUAUGAGUUCCGGAAGGGGUCCCAUCAUUCACACAAGAUGCUUAUCAGAUAACUUGUUAUCGAGUGUCCUCAAGAUGGAACAGGAUUGA
Messenger RNA from Vicia faba (fava bean), 3012 nucleotides. Lineage: Eukaryota; Viridiplantae; Streptophyta; Magnoliopsida; Fabales; Fabaceae. The record is from the annotation of a GenBank genome assembly.